Syngnathoides biaculeatus (alligator pipefish) is the source of this 1360-nucleotide messenger RNA. RefSeq names its product growth arrest and DNA-damage-inducible, alpha, a (gene gadd45aa). The transcript is spliced from 4 exons. Gene Ontology annotation, cellular component: nucleus; cytoplasm. The coding region runs from base 112 to 609 and encodes 165 amino acids. Gene Ontology annotation, biological process: regulation of cell cycle. The record is from RefSeq and is a predicted model, not a curated record. NCBI's taxonomy places the organism in Eukaryota, Metazoa, Chordata, Actinopteri, Syngnathiformes, Syngnathidae.
ACUAGAUUUUUACACUUCAGUUGCACUAGAAACGGCAGACGCUUGACACGCGUGUGGACAGAAGAGAAGAGAAAAAACUAGUACUUCGCCCUAAAGUGGAUUUGGGAUUGUAUGUACAACAUGACAUUUGAGGAAAUAAGUGGGGAUAACUCUCAAGAAAGAAUGGAUUCAGUGGCGAAAGCUUUGGAAGAGGUCCUGAUCAGAGCCUUACCUCAGGGCUGCAUAACUGUGGGCGUCUAUGAGGCGGCCAAGUCCCUCAAUGUGGACCCUGACAAUGUGGUGUUGUGCAUCUUGGCGGCCGAUGACGACGACGAGAUAGACGUGGCCCUGCAGAUCCACUUCACGCUCAUCCAGGCUUUCUGCUGCGAGAAUGACAUCAACAUCCUGAGAGUGAACAACACCCGGCGCCUGGCUCAAAUCCUGGCGGCCGGAGGAGGCGGCGGCGGAAGGCAGAGCGGGGGGGAGCCCAUGGACCUGCACUGUGUGCUUGUCACUAGCAACGACUCGACCUCGUGGAAGGACCCGGCGUUGAGCAGGGUCAACUGCUUCUGCAGCGAGAGCCGUUGUAUGGACCAGUGGGUGCCCGUCAUCAACCUGCCCGAACGAUGAAAGCCAAAGACGUUAAACGCAUGAAAGGACGUUAAAUGUUGCACGAGAGUGGCCGUAUUAGCAGCUGCAGAUCAAAUGUUCCGAAGCACUACUCGGGUUGGAUUGAAGAAAAAAAAAGAAAAAAAAAAAGACAGACCCUGUUAUGUUGUUGGGAUGAAUUUUAAAAGGCAAAAAAAAAAAAAAAAAAGUGGGAAGGGGAUUUCCACUUGUUUUGGGGUUAGUCUGUCUGUCGUGGCAAACAGGCCCGGUGUCGUCACGGGUGACGAAAAUGGAGCCAGCUGGUUUGCUUUUGUUGGCGUCAAAGCCGGACGUGGCGCAGGCAGCAGGAUUACAUCAUACACGAGCGCCGGUGUUGCUUCACGGCCUCCGUGACACGUUUCAGGAAAAAGCGGCGCGUCAGCCGGAAGCCUGAGCUGAACGAGGCCUCGCCGCGCGUCUCUGCUCAAACAAAGCACUUAAAACACUGGACCUUUCUUAUUUGACCUAAUAUUUCAUUCAACUGUUCAUAUUGAUGUUGCUGUAAUUUUGAAAGGGAAGGGCUAGUAGACAUCCAGUGAAGCGUAUAUUUAAUAAUUCCUAUGCCAAGCCAAGUACAAUUGUUGUUAAGUUAUUUUCAAAUAUAUUUAAGUAUAUUUAUGUUAGGUUUUCUUUUCUCUUUUUUUUCUUUUUUUUUUACAUUUGCAAAAAUCUUGACUGGACACACAUUUUGAUGUCAAUAAAAAGUAUUUUGUUCUGAGCCAAUACCGUGUUU